AGCUAGCAGCUAGCAGCUAAUAGUUAGCAUAGAAACGGUGAGUAAAUGUUAACUUUAUUAUUAGCUCUAAACUGUUAGCAUGAUGCUAACAUGUUCCUGUGUUUCAGCUUCCGGUCUGACGUCAGACAUGAACGCGUCUCAGAGGAAGAGGAGGACAACAGGAAGUCCUCCAGGUUCCAGGUCUAAGAGCAGCAGAGCAGCUAGCAGGAAUGCUAAUGCUAAUGCUAGCAGAGAGUCUGAUGUGGAACAGAACCAGAACGAGGAGCAGACAGAGACCAUCAGCGUGCUGGACCAGAGUGUGGAGGACGUGGUGGAUCUGACCUGCGAGGAAGCCGCUGUAGUUGACCUGACGCACAACGACUCAGUGCUGCUGGUGGAGGAAGGUCCUCAGAACAGGAGAACCGCCACAGGUGAGAGUUACGUUGUCAGCAGUGAUGAAGAUGAAGCCACGCCCCCUUCUCUCAACGCCACCACGCUGUCUUCUAUACAGGCCAACAGCGCCACCAGGUUGGCUCCGGGGGUGAUCAGCUGUCCCGUCUGCAUGGACUCGUACUCUGAGAUCGUGGAGAGCGGCCGAUUGGUGGUUUCCACUAAAUGUGGUCACGUGUUCUGCAGCCAGUGUCUGAGAGACGCUCUGACAUCAUCACACACCUGUCCCACCUGCAGGAAGAGACUCACCUCCCGACAGUACCACCCGCUCUACAUCUGACAUCAUCACUGUGACAUC
Molecule: messenger RNA, 727 nt
Organism: Scomber japonicus (chub mackerel)
Lineage: Eukaryota; Metazoa; Chordata; Actinopteri; Scombriformes; Scombridae
Gene: rnf4
Product: ring finger protein 4
Exons: 7
Coding region: 80-709 (209 amino acids)
Biological process (GO): positive regulation of transcription by RNA polymerase II
Molecular function (GO): zinc ion binding; transcription factor binding
Source: RefSeq, a predicted model, not a curated record